Aethina tumida (small hive beetle) is the source of this 2110-nucleotide messenger RNA. RefSeq names its product trafficking protein particle complex subunit 12. The record is from RefSeq and is a predicted model, not a curated record. The coding region runs from base 118 to 1740 and encodes 540 amino acids. Gene Ontology annotation, molecular function: protein binding. The transcript is spliced from 8 exons. Gene Ontology annotation, cellular component: TRAPP complex; Golgi apparatus. Lineage: Eukaryota; Metazoa; Arthropoda; Insecta; Coleoptera; Nitidulidae.
UUCUAUGGAAUGACAACCAGAUAAAUAAAAGCAAUCUGUCACAUUACUUCCCUGAGUACAAUGCAGAAUAAAAAAUACGUAAAUAAAUCAAACAAGUGUUGUUUAUGAUAACAGAAAAUGUCCGAGACUCCAGCACCAUCACUAAGUCAAUAUUUCGGAUCCGAAGAACAUAAACAAGAAUCAGAAACAUCAAAUGACAUUCUAGAAACGUCUAAUAGAAUAACUAACUUAAAACUUGAUGAUAGCAUUAAAGAUCAGCCGAAAAAUGAGCCAGAGGUCUGCCGGAUCUUUGCUGAGGCAAUGCCACCAGCCAAGGACUCGACUGCUGCCUUUUUCGAUCUCAUAGGUAAUUCACAUACCACAGCAACCAAUGGUUUAAUAUCAGAUCUUGGUAUUUCUACUAACAAUGAUGAUACAUUUAGUCCCAGAGCAAGUAUUACAUCGGAGGGAGAUCGAAGAAGAGAUGCUUGGAUACCAUGUGAAAGAACAAGACUUUGUUUAAUUGCAAGUGCCACUGCAACACCAGGCACUUAUUUUGUUGAAAGAGAAAUGUUGACUAUGCCUGGAGUUUUACUAGAAGAAGAUCUUGGUGACAGUGUUGGAGAAGCUGUUUCAAUGUGCCUUGGUGAAGCAGAGGCUGCUCAGAGGCGUGUUCUGACUGCAGGAGAUGUUACACAGGAUGAAAGGGGCCUUCGAGAAUUAGUACAAGCUGGAGCUUACAGGGCGGCAAUUAAUUUAACUUCGCGACUGCUCACGAUUUAUGGUCAAGGACGAGGUAGAUCUGGAUUCCAGACGAAACACUCGCCACACUCGUUACAACUUUGGUUCACAAGAAUAGCACUUUUGGUGAAAACAAAAGCCUUUAAUGUUGCUCAAGCUGAGGCAGAACCUUUUGGUCAACUGGAUAAACCAGAUAUUUAUUAUCAGUUUUAUCCGGAAAUGUAUAAAGGUAGACAGGGAUCAAUAGCAACGUUUUCAUUUCGUUUGUUAUUAGGGGAGUUGCCAAUGCACUGCGGAAAACCAAAGGAAUCCCUUACAAAGUUAUUUAAUUUACUCGCAGUAGUGAGACAGAUUUUAAAUAAUUUGAAACAUGGUCUAUGUGAAGAUGGAAAUCCAAUGGAAAUCACUGAGUCAGACAGGAGUGAUUCUGUAAAAUUGUGGACAGGGAGAGAGGCUAGAGUUAUGCAUUCUAUAAUUAAUUGUGGUUUGGCUUUAAAAGAUUAUGAAUUGGCCAUGGAUAUUCUUGGACAACUGAUUGAGAGGGACCAUGCGCCGAAGUACACAUUGUUAUCCGCCUUAGGUCGAUUACACCUGCAAUUGGGCGACAUAGCCGGCGCGGAGGUCUGUUUUAACGAAGCGAGGGAACUACGUGAAGGACCACCUGGCAUUCGUGAACUAGUGGACAAAGGUCUCUUAGCUGUAGCUCAAAACUGCUUUGAUGAAGCUUACACUGCAUUCCAACAGGCCAGCACUUUAGAACCUUCCAACAUAAUGAUAUUGAACAACAUGGGCGUAUGCCUUCUCUAUGGAGGCCACCUAAAAGAUGCAAUUGCCGUGCUUGAAACCGCGGUUUCCUCUAAUCCUGUGCAUGCUUUGCAAGAAUCACUACUGCUGAACCUUUGCACUCUCUAUGACAUGGAGUCGUCCAAAGGCCGGAUGAAGAAGUGGGCACUGUUGAGGCAAAUUUCCCGUUACCAGGCUGACGCGCCCACGUCCAUUCUGGAAAAAUUAUAUGGCUAGUUGGUGUUCACAUUCUGUGCACUCAUGUCUGUGAUGCAUUUACACAUUGAGUUUCCUUGAAGAUCUCUUUAUUCCUAUGGAAAAGCUUAAGAAUGUUGCAAGUGGCACUGCUUUAAUGUUAUAUGUUACAACACUAUACAGUGAAAAAGGAAUCCUCAUGUCCCAUUGAAAGUGCUGCAAUUACGAGGAAUAUGGGAAAGAAAACAUAUAUUUGCAUAUACAUUUUUCCAUAAGUUAACAAUGGAUUAUUUAGUAUAUAUUACAAAAUUUUUAUACAGUAAAAUGCACUGUUUGUUGAACAUAACGCAGGACUAUCGGCAAACUUUUAUGUCUAAAACAUAUUUUUCAAUAUAUUAUAUCCUUUUAUUUC